Messenger RNA from Xenia sp. Carnegie-2017, 3345 nucleotides. RefSeq names its product protein dispatched homolog 1-like. Gene Ontology annotation, cellular component: membrane. The transcript has 4 exons. Bases 33 to 2927 code for a protein of 964 amino acids. The record is from RefSeq and is a predicted model, not a curated record. NCBI's taxonomy places the organism in Eukaryota, Metazoa, Cnidaria, Anthozoa, Malacalcyonacea, Xeniidae.
GUGGUGUUUUGACUCCGUCAGUCAGAUAGAAAAUGAGUGAAGAGAAAGAAACAUUUGUUCCUGAGAAGUCCAAGUUUGAUGAGGAUCGUCAGAGUGAUGAUGAAUUGACGACCAGAAAAGACGGUUCUUCUGAGGAAGAAAUUGCCAUUCUUGAAACGGAAAAGGAUUUUCAAUCCGAGAAGAAAUCUCUUUUAGUCAGAUAUGCUACGUUUAUCGUGGAUCAUCCUUACGUUUUUUUUGUCGUCAUUGCAGUAAUUCUUCCGAUCUUUGCAAUUUUCAGUUUCGUUCCACAAUUGGGUGCCAAGCCUCUACCCGACUUAACCGAUCCUUUCUUUGGUUUCGAAGUUCGUGGUACGGAGAUAAGUGAUCGCUGGCGCAGUCAGGCAAAUCUUAUCAACAGUGAGAAGGAAGGAGAAGUUUCACGUUUUCCCGCAAUCUGCGGCAUAAAGAAUCCAAUGAAAGGAAGAGAAAUCGAUGACGUACCCGCUGUAUGCACAAAGGAACAGACAACCAGUCAGGGUCGACUCAUCGUUAAACUUGUGUUUACCACUACGAAUGGCGAGAGUUUGUUAUCAGCUGACAAUUUAAAGUCAAUAUGUCAUCUUGAACAUAAAGCCAUACGCACUUACAAAGGUUUUAAUGAUCUUUGUCAUAAGGUUAAUGGAACGCGCCAUUGUUGUCCAAGUUGGUCUGUUGGUCAUUACGUUGCCAUUUUAACAAAUGUUGCUUCAUGCUCUGACAUUCAAGACCACCAAGUAGAUGAAGUAGCUACUUUGCUUAAAAACUGUUCCACAUAUUACCGCAAAGAAAAACUUAAACCAGAUUGUUGGAACUUUGAGACGAAUCAAGUUGACAUGAAAAAAUGUAAAUCUGUCCCUGAAAAUUGCAGCAAGUAUAAUGCUGUAUAUAACAUACUUCAUUACUUGACUGACAAAGGCUUUUUGUCUAACACCCAAAAUCUUUUUCUGCGAUACAGUUUGGUGAUUGUUCCCAUGGCCGAAAAUAAAAAAUUUCAAAAAAAUGUUUAUAAGUCGAACUUGAAAGAUAAAGAAAUGACAGAUGGAAAUGUGAAAUUGACUAGCUACGAGUUGAGUCAACUAAAAAUGCAGAUUUUCGUUGAAGUUGGUCUCAUUCAGUUGUAUCUUCCCUCUAUCGCAAUGAAUCUUAUUAUGGUCAUUCUUUGGCUUUAUACACAUUCUCUCAUACUGACUGUUCUUAUUGGAAUGAUUAUGCAGUGUAGUUUACUCAUAGCAUACUUCAUUUAUACCAUUGUCCUUGAUCUGGAUUAUUUUCCAAAUUUGAAUAUCUUCACAUUCGUUCUCAUGGUCGGUAUUGCCGCUGACAACGCGUUUCUCUACGUUGAUCUUUGGAGUGAAGCCAAAGAUAAACUGAAGCAAGAAACAGGUAGAGAUGUGCCCUCCACAGAUAAAGAUUUGACACGUAAAGAUCUCGUUAAUCUUACAGUAACCACGUUGAAACACGCAGCUGCUUCAAUGUUUGUUACAAAUUUUACAACAGCAGCUGCAUUCUUUACGGGGCUAACGUCUGUAAUCACACCUAUUCGUCUGUUUGCAAUCUACGCUGGAACUUCAAUGAUAUGCAUGCUUCUUUUAAUGCUCACGUGGUACCCAGCCGCCGUCAUUAUAGUGCAUUCUAAACCACGUAAACGUGGUCUCCCUGAUAAGUUAUGUGACCAUUUAAAUACCAUCUUUAAACGAUGUUGCGAUAUAAAUGCAAUCGUUGCCAAACUCGUAUUGUGGCAUCACAAUUUUCACAAAAAAAUCUUGCCUAAUCUUGUCAUCAGACUUCGAUAUUUUUGGGUUUUUUUCCUCUCUCUUGUUGCUGUGGGAGGAUUCAUCGUUACGUUUGUGGAGCCUAAACUCAAACCACCUUCAUCGCCAGUGUUUCAAAUGUUUCAAAAGUCUCAUGAGCUUGAGAAAUACCCGUUUAAAAUACGCAACUACUUUCAUUUUGAGUCAACCAAACGUGCAGGCUUUCCCAUUAGUCUCAUCUGGGGUACAAAACCAAUCGACAAAGGUGACAAGUUGAAUCCUGUAAGCUUUGGCCCGAUCACGUGGGAUGGUGAUUUUGACCUAGCCAAAAAAGAAAGUCAGGAAUGGAUCAGAGGGUUUAUAUCACGAUUGAAAAAGCAGCCGUAUGUGUUGGAUUUUGGCAAGAAAUCUUUUUUGGAAGAAUUCUUUGACGACAUGGAGACAGCUAAUUGCACUAAAGAAAAUCGGUUAUGUUGCGAGAAUACGAAAUUUCCUUACAAUUCUACUGUCUUUAAUAAAUGCCUGUUGCAAAGACACUGUAAGAAACUUAAAGAUGUAAAAUUGGGAAGUGGCUUCAUGUCGGAAGGUUCUCCACUAUAUGAUUCUGAAGAAAAUGUCAAAGCGAUGACUUUAAAUUUUGUAAGUAACGUCGGGUUCACCACUUCGUUCGAUCCAGCUAAAAAAUUUUGGGACACUUCAAGAUCAUGGAUUGAUAACGAACUCCAUCAAAGUCCUCCUUCUUCUCGGGGAUGGUACAUUAGUACAUUAGAGUUCUACGAUUUGCAGAGAAGUUUAUCCAACGGUAUUUUUGUAUCGAUGAGUAUCUCACUUGGUGUAUCUUUUGCAGUUAUGUUGAUUACCACUGGGAAUUUGUUCAUAAGUGUGUUUGCAUUUAUUACCAUCCUGUUUAUCUUGGCAGUAACUACUGGCUCACUGGUUUUAGUUGGUUGGGAAUUGAGUAUCUUGGAAUCGCUCACAUUAUCCUGUUCCGUUGGAUUGGCGGUGGAUUUUGCGCUACAUUACGGGGUAGCUUUUGUACUUGCCGAAAAUAAGUCAAACAGGAAAGAUAGAGUGUUCUUUUCCAUCACUGAAAUGAGCUCAGCUGUGACGAUGGCAGCUUUACUACCUUUCUUACAGGUGCUAUUGAUGCUCUAGGAGAUACGGUAUCCUAUCUUAUCUUGGGUCAAUUCCUUAUGUUGAUCAUGACUACCAGUUGGGUGUAUUCCACCUUCUUUUUCCAAGCUUUAUGUGCUGUAUUUGGUCCUGAAAACGACUCUGGUCAAAUAACUAAACCGAAAUUAAAGGCAGCCUACGGUCGACUUAAAUCUUGCUAUCGUUGUGAGUACGACAAUCCAGAUGGAUAUCAAUUCGUCAAAAAACCUGAUGGAACUCAAAUAAAACGGCCUGUGAAGGUGAUAUACGUCAAGUAACGCGUAUGAAACAAUUUCACAUAUUUUACUUAAUUAUUUGCUUACAUUUUUUUGGAUAGUUAACACCAAAAAUUGAAAAUAACGAAGUCUUCAUUCCAUUAUCUAAGAUAAUUUUUUUUGAAAAUACUACGAAAAUUUUCGCA